AUAGUGUGAUUUGUUGCCAUGGAAACAGCGUCACGCUAGUACGGACAAUGUCCCUAGACAAGAAACUUACUGAGAUAUUUGCAUUUUUCCAGGAUAAAGAUAAGAACGUGGUAGAUGUAAAAGAUAUACCAACAAUCAUCAGAACUUUGGGUCUGGUGCCAACGGAAGCAGAAAUGAGGAAGACUGUUGCUGCUAUGGUUGGGGAGGAGAGCGAAGACACUGUUCAUUUGGCUGCUUUCCUCACCAUUGCCAAAAAGCUCAUUCUCGACAGAAGAUUUACCAGUAGCAACAAGGACGAGCUGAGUCGUGCUCUAUCAGUUCUGGCUAAAGAGGGUAAGAACCACCUGGCUGAAUUUCAUCCAGUGCCAGAAGCCAAAGGAGGGGGAUCAGGGGGUGGAUACGGAGAGGGCAAACGGACUGUGUUCCACCCUGCUGGUAGUUUAACCCGAGAUGACCUGAUGCGUCUCAUCACCCUCGAAGGCGAAAAACUAUCCCAGGAAGAGGCGGAGGAACUGAUCCUCACUCUCCCCAUGAAGGACUCGGAGCUUGUUGACCUCGACCAGUAUGCGGCACAGCUUGUUCCCCCUCCCAAAUUUUUGUAACGCUUCUCCAUGUAAUAUAUUUACAUGCAAGCUCAAGGCUGGCCUAAUCUAAGACAAUGACCAUAUGUAUAUAGAUGUAAGCGAAUACCACAGGAAAAUGAUAGUCAACACAAGAUCAAGAAUACCAGAUGGUUAAUUGUCAAAAGGGUAAAAAUUAAAAGAGAUAAUCCAGGGUUAUCAGAUAUCACGCGGUCACAAACCUAAUCAGACUGACUUUAACCGAAAUUACAAAGUUUCUUUACAGUCCAAAACAUGUAAAAACUGAAUAUGUUAAUUUUGUUGCUUAUAUUUAUCUACAACUUUUUUCAUUAUGAAAGCAUCAAGUUUAAAUAAACCAAGACUUAAAUUUAGAACAUUUUUAUUAUUUGACUUGAUGAAACAAGAUUUAAUGAUAUUCCUUUUAACUGUGUCUUUAAAUGGGAUUAAGGCUCUUGCUUGACUCCAGUUAAUAGGAUGGCCUAAAUCUCUCAUAUGUACAAAUAAGGCAUUCGAUAUUUGCCCAGUUCUCACAGAAUAUUGAUGUUGUUUGAGACGUUGUGAAAGAGAUUUACCGGUUUGUCCGUAAUAGACUUUAUCACACUUUUUGCAAGGAAUUUCAUAUAUGCAAUGUUCACAUAUUAAACGUUUAACUUGGGUAUAAAACGUUGUAUCAGUGAUAAAUGGGACUCUAGCAAAGAAUGGCAUUCUAGGAGCAGUUGGUCAGUUAUUUUUGUCUAUUAAUUUAUCAUUCAAAAACUUGCUUACAUAUUUGAAGAAAACCUUAGCUGGAUAGUAGUAAUCAAUGAAGUAUUGUUGUAAAACAGUAAUCUCAAGGCGAAAUUUGGACCAACCAGAGGAGAGAGAAUAUUCUCUGUGGAAGAGGGUAUAUAAAGUGUUUACUUUAAAGCUAAAACUACAAAAGCUGUAAAAAUUUGUCCGGUACAAGUCUUUUUUCUAAAAAUUGAGGUGUAAAAACCGUCUGUAUUAUGUAACACUGUAAAGACGUCUUUUCAAUGUUUUUAUUAUCAUUUCAACGACUUGCUAAGAUCCCAGAUAUAUCAAUCAAUGUAGAAUUCUCUGGCCUUACCUCCAAUAUAAGUAUCAUGUGUACAUACAGACUGUGUCUGUGUAUAUUAUCAUUUAUAUGUCUGUAAAGAAACAAAUUGUUGGCCUCAGCGUUCGGACCUUUGUUGACCUGACCCAGGUACUACAUGUCUAUCUGCACCUGUCAUUGUAUACCCCGCGCUCGGGCAAUAAAGCAUCAGU
Molecule: messenger RNA, 1847 nt
Organism: Macrobrachium nipponense
Lineage: Eukaryota; Metazoa; Arthropoda; Malacostraca; Decapoda; Palaemonidae
Product: dynein regulatory complex protein 8-like
Exons: 4
Coding region: 48-602 (184 amino acids)
Source: RefSeq, a predicted model, not a curated record